Siniperca chuatsi (mandarin fish) is the source of this 4262-nucleotide messenger RNA. It is a transcript of the gene zdhhc9, whose product is annotated as zinc finger DHHC-type palmitoyltransferase 9. Gene Ontology annotation, biological process: protein targeting to membrane; peptidyl-L-cysteine S-palmitoylation. Gene Ontology annotation, molecular function: protein-cysteine S-palmitoyltransferase activity. The record is from RefSeq and is a predicted model, not a curated record. The transcript has 9 exons. Gene Ontology annotation, cellular component: endoplasmic reticulum; Golgi apparatus. Bases 711 to 1874 code for a protein of 387 amino acids. NCBI's taxonomy places the organism in Eukaryota, Metazoa, Chordata, Actinopteri, Centrarchiformes, Sinipercidae.
AUCUAGGCGUGUUUCCUGCUGCCAUUGACUAAAACCGAGAGCUGGCAUCCUGCGGGGAAAAAAAGCACAUCACAGCUUUACAUGUUUGCGUCCUUACAGGCGAUUAUUUCUUAUUUUUGAUCGCUUUUUCCCCUUUUCUUUCUUUACAUGAAUGCAUAGACCUCGACCACGUCCAGCAGCAUGGGCAUAGUCCAAUGUGUGUGAACGCGGAGCAGCUCGCCUGUACGAUCAUUUAUGAUUUAUCGAGAUCAUAUGAAUGUCAGUCUGUCAAGGUCCGCUCUCCCGAUGAAACAGCCACGGCUGGAUUUUCUAGCGUCUGGUGGGAAACAUCUGCCGCAAGCAUUUGGAUGAAUUUCUACUCAUUUCCAAUAUUGACAGGGCGGUGGGAGGAUUGAGAUUGAGCAGCGUGGGAGCCUCACUGUGGGAAUGACAUGCUGCAGCAAAGACAGGAAACUGGAAAUAUUAUGGAUUAGAUGAACAUCGAUGAUGUGACUGCGACACUUUAAACGAAAAGAAAAUGCUUCUCAGUCGUCGCCUUGUGCAGAAAUCUUUAAUAUUACUGAGUAAGUGGUUUGUUUUUUCCCCAAUGGACACGUGUGUGUCACACUGACUGAACAGUAGCUCUCCAAACCCAUCAGCUUAUUGUCUGACUCGUUUUACAGUAUAACAGCUGACAUUAACCCAAAGGACUGAUCUGACAAGAGCACACCAUGUCGGCGGUCAUGAUAACACGAAAGGUGCGGAAAUGGGAGAAGCUCCCGGGUAAGAACACUUUCUGCUGCGACGGACGGGUGAUGAUGGCCCGGCAGAAAGGAGUUUUCUACCUGACCCUGUUCCUCAUCGUCGGGACCUGCGCUCUCUUCUUCGCUUUCGAAUGUCCGUACCUGGCUGUCCAUCUGUCUCCUGCCAUCCCAGUUUUUGCUGUUGUGCUCUUCCUCUUCGUCAUGGCCAUGUUACUGAGGACCAGCUUCAGUGACCCCGGGGUGCUGCCACGGGCCCUUCCAGAGGAAGCCACAUUCAUCGAGAUGGAAAUUGAGGCUGCCAAUGGGAACGUCCCCGCAGGGCAGCGACCCCCUCCUCGAAUCCGCAAUGUUCAGAUCAACAACCAGAUCGUCAAGCUCAAGUACUGCUACACCUGCAAGAUCUUCCGACCACCUCGAGCAUCUCACUGCAGCAUCUGUGACAACUGUGUCGACCGUUUUGAUCACCACUGUCCAUGGGUAGGAAACUGUGUGGGCAAGAGGAACUACCGAUACUUCUACCUGUUCACCAUGUCCCUCUCCCUGCUCACCAUCUAUAUCUUCACCUUUGACAUCGUCCAUGUGGUCAUGCGUUCGGUGGAUAAUGGCUUUUUGAACACUUUGAAGGAAACACCUGGAACUGUGGUGGAGGUGUUGGUGUGCUUCUUCACCCUGUGGUCAGUGGUGGGACUUACCGGCUUCCACACCUACCUGAUCUCUCUCAACCAGACCACCAAUGAGGAUAUUAAAGGAUCCUGGUCGGGAAAGAACAGAGUCCAGAACCCGUACAGCCAUAAGAACUUCAUCAAAAACUGCUGUGAGGUGCUCUGUGGGCCAACGUACCCGAGCGUCUUGGACAGAAGAGGACUGAUGCAGGAGGAUUCGCCGGUUUCUGCAACACCUGCUGCACCUUCCUCCUCUAGCAGCAGCAACCCAGUGUCACAAACCACGAAAACCACAGCUCCACUCAUCCCCAAUGAGCACACACCUGAUGAUGCUAAGCCGAGCAUUGCUGCCUCAGCAGAGAAGAGCCCCUCCCCCAAAGAGGAACACCCUCCUGCUCCAAAGGUCCCGCCCCUGGCUUCACCAGAGACUGAUCCAGAAGCAUCCCUCGCCAAGGACAAGACCCAUUAGCUGCAUGAGGGAGCGGCUCUCGUCGCAGCCACUCCCCCAGCGUCCUGCCUGGUCGGGAACUGAAACUUUAAUAAUCAAUGUCUGAUUACUGUGCGGAUGACUCAGUUGUGCUCUGACUCCUGCCCUACAUUCCACCAGAAGAGCAGAGCUUCUGCGGCAGCUCCUCCUCUUCCCUCCUCUCCUCACCAGUAGCUGCAGAGCUGUUUGAUUGACACUUCCUCCUGCAGGAGGGGGGGUGAUUUUAAUGGAAAGUCAGCAGCUUCCUCCGUCUCCUGAACACUGCAUGGAAAGGAGACGCGGGGGGGAGAAGCUGCUGGGAGAACUGCAGAGAAGAAAAACUCUCCAAGCGUAUGACAUCCACACAGGUCACCUGUGGGCUGCUCUGAUUGUCAGUACUACUUUCUUUAUUAUUUUGUUCUUUAUUUAAAAUUGCAUAAUGACAUUUAUUGUGAGAGGCCAGUUCAAAUAUACUAAUUGCAAGUGUCUGGCAAAGACAAUAUAACUUCUGGACAUGUAUAAAACUUCAUACAUACAGUCAGUUUUCUGUUGUGUGCACAUUACAUGCCCUAUGCAAACCAUGAUAAGGCUGGACAAGCAGCUUUUUGAUGAGUGUGGAAAGAAGGGUUACAGCUGUAAGUCUGUGAGUACACAUGAUGUCCAGACAGAGAGAGGACAAGCAAAUCCUUAGCUGAGAUAUCCUAAAGGCUCCUUCCAGGCAAGUCAAAAUCUACCUUGUAUUCUGGUAUUGCUGCAUUCAGUACUGUUGUUACUUGUGUGCAUCUUUUUUUUAAAGUGAUCUGAUCCAGACCAACGCCUGUCUUUCCAUUUUUAUAUAAUCAAGGAUGUAGUGUGACGUCGGUGCUCUAAAAUAGAUGAAAUUGCUUUACGCACAAUUAAAGUCUUGUAUGCAGGAGAUGCUUAUCCAGAAUCCAAGUGUGCGUGAGAAAAGGCCUGACUUCUGAUUAUAGUAGACACUCGUAGUAACAGUGCCUUAUCAUAACAGUUGCACUAUCAAAUGCAACUGAGGUCAACUAACAGAGAAGCCCUUGAAAUCCGUUAUAAUCGCUGAUAGAGUUAAAUGAGAAAUGCCAACGUUCAUACACUAAUUAGUCCAGUGGUUCCCAAUCUGGGGUUUGAGACCCCCACAAGGGGUUGCAAUGUAAAUCUAGAUGAUUAAAGGAGUAGUUCGACAUUUUGGCUUAUUCGCUUUCUUGUGGAGAAUUAGAUUAGAAGAUUGAUACUAAGCUAACCAUAUGUUAUGAAGCCACAGCCAGGAUAUGGUUAGCUUAGCUUAGCAUAAAGACUGGAAACAGGGGAAAACAGCUACCCUGGCUCUGUCCAAAGGUACAAAAAAAACAAACGUUUUGUCAUUUUACGGCUGGAACUCUUUCUUGACUUGCUGUUGUUUUUAGGUGCUGGUAGGUGUAUUUUCCAACUUUGGACAGAGCCAGACUAGCUGUUUCCACCUGUUUCCAGUCUUUAUGCUAAGCUAAGCUAACCAGCUGCUGGCUGGAGCUUCAUGUUUAGCGUACAGAUAAUAGAGUGAUAUAGAUCUUCUCAUCUAACUCUCAGCAAGUAAGCAAAUAAAAAGAAUUUCCCAAAAUGUCCAAGUAUUCCUUUUAAAAGGAUAAGAAAUUAGAAAAAACAUAUUUCUGCUAAAUAAUACUACAAUGUGCUUUCUUCUUGUGAAAUACUGUGAAUUUUCCCCUAGAAAAGAUUAAAAAAAAAAAAAAUUUGAGAAGGAAAAAAAUUACUCUUUGUUUGAACUGGUCACAGCUGCUAGACGUAUGCAACCUGUGACGAGUAGAUAUUGCUGCGUUUUAGGGGGUCUUAAAUGUUGGGAACCCCUGAAUUACUCCUUGUGAAGCAAAAACUAAGCAAAGCCAUUGUUGAAUUGUACAUAGUUUUAGCAGGUAAAGAUGUACUGAAAACCUCUCAGCUGAUUUGUGAGGAUGAAACAUUGCAGCAAAGUUUUGUUAUGUUUUUGUUUUAUUCUUUAAGCUUAAAUGCGGCCAGUGUUAAUUAUGCUGACUGUGAGCUCGAGCACCUCGUCCUGCAAAUCACACCAGAGCGGAUAUUCCUCUUGAGUCCUUUCUCUUCCUGCCGUCCUCUGCCUCCUCCCUCUAUAAAAACGGCUCUCAUAUUUAACUCUUCUCCUUCUCCUUGCAUCUUUUCUGUGACAGUUAUUCCUACAGUACGCCCUAGGCCGAGGCUGUUCCCACCACAGCUGUCUGUGGCAGGCUCAUUAUCGAAGAGAAUAAAGCCAAGGCAUAGAGAGAAAGACGCUCAAUCCUCUCUUUUCACACAUCUGUGUAUUUUGGACGGAGCACAGCCUUUAAUGAGGCUUGAAAAUUUGUUUUGGUCGCAGAUCGCUCGAGGGGACAGAAU